Protopolystoma xenopodis is the source of this 969-nucleotide messenger RNA. NCBI's taxonomy places the organism in Eukaryota, Metazoa, Platyhelminthes, Monogenea, Polystomatidea, Polystomatidae. The record is from the annotation of a GenBank genome assembly.
AUGUCUCAUUUUAACCUCUUCUCCACCCACUUGCGCGUCACCACUUUCAAAGCGUCUCACGUCGUCAUGACCGUCACUCGGGUCGUGCAUCGAAUGACCGCGUCUGAAGCUGUCGGUAGAUCCUGUCUACGCUUUUGGGUCGGUUCAGUUCGCUCAAAGUGCCGCGCAAGCACUGACCGAAAUGGUUGCGCUGAGCAAAUGGGUCUGCUCAAAGAUCUUCGGCUUCACACGACCCAACUUCUCUUUCCUCCCACUGACCAGCUCCUCUUCAUUUUCUUCCUUUCCCCUCUCUCCUCCCCCCUGCCUUGUUCAGCGCAACAAGCCUCUGAUGGAGAAGCGGCGACGUCUUCGGAUGAACAAGGCCAUAGCAACUCUCAAGGCCCUUAUCCUCGACUCCAAUUCGAGAGAGGUGAGUACGCUUUUGUGGUACCAUUUUCCAGUUUUGCCUUAACUGCCACAGACGGUACUGGACGUUGGGAGGCCUCAGUCUCAGAUACGGCCUCAUCGGAAGCAUUGGCAACCGUUUGUCAGUCGUCCAACUCGGAAAAGCAGGACAGUGUACAACAAGGCCCCCGAGACGAGCAGAUUCGUCUUGUCCACGCUGAUCGCAGCAGCGUGUUGCCACGGCGACUGAAUGUCUUCUUCCAGCGUCGGCUCACUGACACGAGACGGUGGACAGAGUUAAGGGAUAGACAUUUUUCGAUUUGGUGUUGGGUUGUAUUUUCGCGUAAAUGUUGGUUUCUGGCUUUGACUGUGGUUUUCUUCCGCCCGACAUAUCAAAGAGCCACUCAGCGACGGAGUUUUGCACGAGAUUGGCAACAAUUCACAACCUACGCAUCAUGGAUCAUAGUUGCCGGGCCAUACUUAUCGCGUGUGUGCAGCACACACGUCCUGGAUGAUCGGGACAGACAUCAGUUCGUCUUUCGAGGUCCGGUCGGCUGUGGUCGCCGAGUCGGAACUUCUGCUUGA